Prosopis cineraria is the source of this 4049-nucleotide messenger RNA. RefSeq names its product pentatricopeptide repeat-containing protein At5g27270-like. Gene Ontology annotation, molecular function: protein binding. The record is from RefSeq and is a predicted model, not a curated record. Lineage: Eukaryota; Viridiplantae; Streptophyta; Magnoliopsida; Fabales; Fabaceae.
AUGAAAAAUCAAUAAUAUGUGCAGGUUUAGGCUCUCGGCACUGGAGUAGAUAAUCUCUCCCCCUGUUCUAUCCAGUAUCCAGCAUCCAGCAUCAACAGCAAGUGCAGCUUCAUCAAUUUUUGUGCGAAUAUGGAGUCUCUAAAAUCCUCACUCCUAUUCAGUCCUUUACUCCUACCUCCUCCUGAAUUCAAUCACACAUUUUUGAAGAAGAAUAAGAAGCCCUUUAUUAGACCUAAGAUAUUGCCCGUUCACUCCUCAAUCCACCCAGAUCCUUGGUCUCCCAAAUACGGCGACCCUACUAGUCCGAAGCCUAGGAGCAGGAAUCCUAAGAAACCUCUCUCGGACAACAAUGCUCGUCGCAUUAUCAAGGCCAAAGCUCAAUAUUUGAGUGUUUUGCGGAGGAACCAAGGUCCGCAAGCGCAAACCCCAAAGUGGAUCAAGAGGACCCCAGAACAGAUGGUUCAGUAUUUGCAGGACGAUAAGAAUGGCCAUUUGUAUGGUAAGCACGUGGUGGCCGCUAUUAGGAAGGUGCGAGCUCUGUCCCAAAAGGUGGAGGGAGAGUAUGAUAUGAGAAUGUUGAUGGGGUCGUUUGUGGGGAAGCUUAGCUUUAGGGAGAUGUGCAUUGUUCUCAAAGAACAGAAAGGGUGGAGGCAAGUUAGGGACUUCUUUGCUUGGAUGAAAUUACAGUUAUGCUACCGCCCAAGCGUUAUUAUCUACACACUAGUAUUGCGUGCAUAUGGGCAGGUUGGAAAGCUAAGACUUGCUGAAGAGACCUUCUUGGAGAUGCUAGAUGCAGGGUGUGAACCAGAUGAAGUUGCUUGUGGCACUAUGCUCUGUUCAUAUGCCAGAUGGGGGCACCAUAAGGCUAUGUUGUCAUUUUAUUCAGCAGUAAAAGAAAGGGGUAUUAUAUUAUCUGUCGCUGUCUUCAACUUUAUGUUGUCUUCUUUACAAAAGAAAUCACUACAUAGGAACGUUGUAGAGAUAUGGAGAGACAUGAAGGGAAAAGAGGUGGUGCCUAAUAAUUUCACUUUUACAGUUGUCAUCAACUCAUUCAUCAAAGAAGGAUUGCUUGGAGAUGCUUUCAAGACUUUUGAAGAAAUGAAGGAUGGUGGGUUUGUUCCCGAGGAGGUAACCUAUAGUUUGCUUAUUAGCUUAAGUGUGAAAAAUGGUAACAGGGAUGAAGCAAUUAGACUAUAUGAAGAUAUGAGAUCUCGAGGAAUAAUUCCAAGUAAUUACACCUGUGCUUCACUCCUAUCUUUGUAUUACAAAUAUGAGGACUACUCUAGAGCCCUUUCCCUAUUCUCAGAAAUGGUGAGCAAAAAUAUUCCUGCUGAUGAAGUGAUCUAUGGUUUGCUCAUAAGAAUUUAUGGAAAGCUUGGUUUAUACGAGGAUGCUCAGAGAACAUUUGAAGAGGCAAACCAGCUGAGCUUACUCACUGAUGAGAAAACGCAUUUAGCAAUGGCACAAGUUCAUAUUAUUUCAGGAAAUGUAGACAAGGCCACAGAGACUAUUGAACUCAUGAAGUCUAGAAACUUAGGGUUCUCUCAAUUUGCAUAUAUUGUAUUAUUACAGUAUUAUGUGAUGAAAGAAGAUUUAAUAUCUGCUGAAGGAGCAUUUUUAGCCCUUAAGAAGACAGGAUCACCUGAUGCUGGUUCUUGUAAUGAUAUGCUCAAUCUGUAUACAAGACUUGGCUUGAUUGAUAAGGCCAAGGAUUUUAUUGUCCAAAUAAGAGAGAGUCAGAUACAUUUUGAUGAGAAGCUUUAUCAUACAGUGAUGAAGUUUUAUUGUAAGGAGGGAAUGGUACUAGAAGCUAAACAGUUGACAAAGCAUAUGAUUGUGACUGAAUCUUUUAAAGAUAAGAAAUUCUUCCAGGUGUUUUAUUGGGUUCUUUGUGAACACAAUGGACAUGAACAAUCUGAUGAUAAACUUAUGGACAUUGAUGAACCUGACACUGUAGCUCUUGGGCUAAUGCUCAAUUUAUAUCUGACAAGUGGAAAUUAUAGCAAGAUAGAAGUGAUAUUGAAGUUAUUGCUUGAUUCUGGUGCUGGAUCAAAUACAGUCAAUCAGCUUAUUGUCAGCUUUCUCAAAGAAGGAGAAAUCAGCAAAGCAGAGACUAUCAGCCAUCUAUUAAUGAAGCUUGGGAGAUUGGCAGAUUCCACUGUAGCUUAUUUGAUUAGCUAUUAUGGCAAACAACAUAUGCUGAAACAGGCAGAAGAUGUCUUCAGAGAAUAUAUCAAUUCUCAUAGAUUGAGUAAACUAGUAUAUGAUUCUAUGAUUGAUGCAUAUGUCAAAUGUGGUAAACAAGAUGAGGCAUAUUCACUUUAUGAGCAAGUAACAGAGGAAGGGCAUGAUCUGGGUGUUGUUGGAAUUAGCAUUCUUGUGAAUGCUUUGACUAAUGGAGGAAAACAUCAGGAGGCAGAAAGUGUUGUCAGAAGAAACUUACGAGCAAACUUGGAGCUUGAUACUGUGGCUUAUAACACCUUUAUCAAAGCCAUGCUUGAAGCAGGCAAACUUAAUUUUGCUUCCAGUAUUUAUGAGCACAUGAGUUCCUUGGGUGUUGCCCCAUCAAUUCAAACGUUUAACACAAUGAUAAGUGUUUAUGGGCAAGACCAGAAGUUGGAUAGAGCUGUGGAGAUGUUCAACAAGGCUCGUGCAUUGCUUGUGACUUUGGAUGAAAAAACAUACAUGAAUUUGAUUGGCUAUUACGGGAAGGCUGGUAUGAUACAUGAUGCUUUGCUGCUGUUCAAUAAAAUGCAGGAGGAAGGGGUAACACCUGGAAAGAUCAGCUAUAAUAUUAUGAUCAAUGUUUACGCUAAUGCGGGGCUUCCUCAUGAAGCAGAGGAACUUUUCCAAGCUAUGCAAAGACAAGGCUGUUCACCUGACACUCUCACCUAUCUUUCCCUUAUUGGUGCAUACACAGAGAGUCUGAAAUACUCUGAAGCCGAGGAAACCAUUAAUGCUAUGCAGAGCAGGGGCAUCUUGCCAUCCUGUGCUCAUUUUAACAUUUUACUCUCUGCGUUCAUGAAAGCAGGGCUUAUUGACGAAGCCAACAGGGUGUAUAAGAGACUAUCCUUUGGUUUAACUCCUGAUCGAAUAUGUUUUCGAACAAUGCUGAAAGGUUACCUGGAACAUGGACGUGUGCCAGAAGGUAUUAACUUCUUUGAAAGUAUAAGCAACUCGAUAAAAGGAGACAGGUUCAUCGUGAGUGUUGCUGUACAUUUAUACAAAUCUGCUGGGAAAGAAAACAAAGCUGAAGAAAUAUUGAAUUCAAUGGACAACAUGGGGAUCCCAUUCCUGAGGAAACUUGAAGUGGGUCAAGGUCAAAAACUCCAUAAGAAAAAGAGCCAUUUAAGCAAUGCAUGUGUAAGAUAUGACUAAUGUCACACCGCGUUGUAUAUUGAGAAGAGAGAUAGAGAGAGUGGUGUUAGGUGUGGCUCAGUACCCUAUAUCUGUACAGUGAAUUUACACCUUUGGUCCUUUUUUGGAUCCCAAUCUACCCUGCUGCUUUGGUUUCCCCUAUGGUCUUGACAUUUUUAAGUUUGACAAGGGCUCUACUUCAAAAGGUGGUUAAGGUUAUAUGGUGCCAUUGAAUUAAUGGAUGAGGAUCAGGGAUCUUGGGAUCUUUUCUGGGGAUUAGAGACUUCCUCUACGCUACCAACAUUCUCCUUUCCAUUUUGUAGAGCAGAGGAGGAGAUUGAACGACGCAUUGAUGGAAGAGGAAGUGGAGAAAAUGGCAGGUUAACAUAGCUCUAUCUGAUAGGAAGUUUGGGAAGGCAAAUAUUAUAGGAAGAAAUGAACUUGAUUGCUUUUGCUUUUGCUUUCUAUUCUUUUAAUCAUUUAUGUAAAGUUUGUAAGUUUUCCUUCCUCAGGAGAAAAAGACAAGUAUUUUUUUUUAAGUUUUAUUUUUCUUUUAUUUUAUACUUUAUGCUGUAAAUGUUUGGUUAUGUUUCCUUCUUGAAAAGGAAACCAUGGUCUAUAAAUAAAGCAUAGACUGUACGUGUAAGGAACAAGUUAUUGAUGAAUGAAUUAGUUUGAAUGACAUUCUGAAA